This is a messenger RNA of Jatropha curcas, 716 nucleotides long. RefSeq names its product UvrABC system C protein. The record is from RefSeq and is a predicted model, not a curated record. Lineage: Eukaryota; Viridiplantae; Streptophyta; Magnoliopsida; Malpighiales; Euphorbiaceae.
UCAUGGGCCUUAGUCUCAUCGAAGGGUCAUAAAUAGGGUCACCUAAAGACUCGAUUUCGCCUUUUAUUUAAGAACUAGGUUGGCUUUUCGUCCCUCAAGUUUUAUAACGUCUCCGGUAGCUUCCAGAACGUGCAAUCCUUUUGCAGCGGUGAUAAUCGAAUAUACGGACGAUGGCGGGUGGAAAUUUCAUGCACAGAGUGAUUUCUUAUGUCGCCAAUGAAAUUAUUGUCAAUGGUCUUGCAAAUAGUCCUGCAUUUCAGAGGUUUGCAGUGAGAACGUCUAGAAAGAUUGAGGAUAUUUCAAACAUCGCUGAGAAAAAGAAGCGAGAACUUGCAGAGCAGAUAAAAGAUCUCUCCAAGAACAUGGACUCAUUCAAGAACCAGUGAUAUACUAAGAUGGUGGCCGUUGGCUUUGGUACGGUGUCUAGCCCCGCUAUGAUGAUGAUAUUAGAGAGAUUUUUGCAAUUAAGAGGAUGUCGCAGAGAUGCAAGUUGUGUAUUUGAUGACUUGGUGUAAUAAAUAAGCAUUUAGUGGCAAUUAGAGCUUGGCCUGGUUAAUAUGAAGUUUAGCGGUGCAUUGUAUUGAGAUUCUUAUUCCUUGGUGGGAUGUUAGAUUCUAUCAACCUCUUAUAUAGGAAGAAUGCAAAAUGUCUGUACAUUGACCAACGGAGUGAUUAUCAACUCUAAAGCAGAUGUCUUAUUGCUGAUUUGGGUAGCA